UCGAGAGUAGACCCCCAGAUACGAAUCAGAACCAGUGCGCAACCGCCUUAAGACAUUUCUUAUUUGAAUUGCAAAAUGACAUCAUUGUUAUUGGAGCUUGGUUGAAUUGUAAAGCUAUCUGCCCUUAUGCAAAUAGUGGUUUUACUUAAAAUAUGAAGUGUUCGGAACUUUAUUUGAUUUUAAAUUUAUGCUGUGUGUGGUCCACUUUUUGUGGUUAACCACAUAGGUAUUUUAAAUAACUAUACGUACAUAGUAUAGUAUAAAAUACCAUAACAACUGAACACCAACCACACUGUUCUCUGCAGAGUAAAAAAAGUAAAAAUUUGGAAAAUGAGGACUUUAUUGAUCCUUUUGCUAAGUGUACCAUUGGUGCUGUGUGGUCACUUGCCCAAAAAAUACCUGUUGGACAGUUACUUGAACAACCCUGUGGUAAAAAACUUUAUGGAGUACGUGAGAAUCGAUACUUCUAAAGAAGAGAAUCUAGAACUAGCUGUGGAUUUCUGGAAACGCAAAGCUCAAGAAUUAGAAUUGGACUUCAACGUAUACUACCCUGGCGGUCUGCCGAUUUGCGUUCUUUCGUGGUACGGGACCGAGCCCUCUCUACCCAGCAUUAUGCUCAACUCGCACAUGGAUGUGGUUUUAGUUGAAGAGGAAGACUGGACCUACCCACCAUUUUCGGCGCACAUGGAUGAGAACGGCGAUAUUUUUGGUCGAGGCACGCAAGACGAUAAGGACGUAGGCAUCAUGUAUAUAGAAGCAAUUAGAGAAAUGAAAAAGAACGGAAUAAAGUUGAAAAGGACUUUUCACAUGACACUGAUGCCAGACGAAGAAAGGGGUAGUCGUCGCGGUAUGGUAAAGUUUAUAGAGACAAAGGAAUUCAAAGAUAUGAACAUUGGAUUUGCUCUCGAUGAGGGGCCGGUGUCUCCUGGCGACAAUAUUGAAAUUAUGUAUCAGGAUAAAAGGCCUUGGCAGAUGAAGUUCACAACUCGAGGUCCUAGUGGCCAUGGUUCUUCUAUUUUAGCUUCAACCGCUAUGGAGAAGUUGUUUAAACUAAUAGGCGUAAUCGGCACAUACAGAGACGAACAAAAAGCGAUUAUGCGUGCCAGUGACCCUCUGGAUUUCGGAGCCUAUACCAGCGUCAACGUCAACUAUGUUAGGGGUGGUGCCGUGCCGAACGUUAUACCGGGAAGGGUCGAGCUGAUAGUUGAUACGAGGCUCGCAGUUUCCACGGAUGUUACAGAAAUGUCCAACAGGGUGUCAUCAUGGCUUCAGGAAGCAGGUAACGACACCAGCGUAGAGUUUGUCAGGAAGAUACUCGUCUCAAAAGCCACUAAAAUUGAUGAUAGCAACCCUUAUUGGGUCAUUAUGAGAGACGCGGUGCAAGAGCUUGGCAUACAAAUCGACCCAAUAGUCUGUCCUGCAACCACAGACAUGAUAAACAUUCGCCAACUUGGAAUCCCAGCAUUGGGCUUUGCUUUCAAACCGCGCACAGAGAUCCGCUACCAUGCCGCCAACGAGUACUUGAAUGUUGACAAUUUGUUGCAUGGUGUUACUGUUUAUGUUGCAGUUUUAAGUCGCCUUGGUAACAUGAGUGAUGUUGCUUAUGUACAAUAAAAUGUAACGAUAAAAAAUUACUCUUAUUCAUUAGGGACAUCUGACCUUUGUAGUAUAAGAGACGGCCAGGCCAUAAAUAAAUACCAUACCAGGCCGUAAAUAUUGCGCAUCGAGCUUUAGAAAAAGAGAUCAUAAUCGACUAGUGAGGACGCUCUACCCUAGGCCGUAGCAUGGCAGUAUAUGUGUGGUAAACAUCCCCGCGACAAUAUUUAUUUCAUUUAAUAAAGCUAAAGUUGCUUAUUUGGUAAUGAACUAUUGUUAUACAUUUUAGAGAAUAAGGACAACGAUAUGAAAUUGCGUGUUUUUUUUUGUCGUGUAAUAAUCACCGCAAAAACGAUGAAACAAAAAUGUCGAGUUUCGAAGUUCCUGUUUUUGCAUAUUUUACAUUACUAUUAUUAGUUACGUGGCGCGCAUAAGUUUCCGGAAUGAAUAAGGAAAAAAUACUAUAAAUGGACAGAAAUGAAUUUAUUGUUUCUCAAAAUAUUCUCCGUUAGCGUUAAUGCACUUUUUCAUACGAAUUAACCAAUAUUGGAACCAUUUAUGCCAUUCCUCCGUGACAAUCUUUGAAACAUAUUUUUCAUACUCUUAGACAGCC
Molecule: messenger RNA, 2209 nt
Organism: Hyposmocoma kahamanoa
Lineage: Eukaryota; Metazoa; Arthropoda; Insecta; Lepidoptera; Cosmopterigidae
Product: aminoacylase-1-like
Exons: 10
Coding region: 331-1614 (427 amino acids)
Biological process (GO): amino acid metabolic process
Cellular component (GO): cytoplasm
Molecular function (GO): aminoacylase activity
Source: RefSeq, a predicted model, not a curated record